Messenger RNA from Rhodotorula toruloides NP11, 2160 nucleotides. RefSeq names its product glycerol-3-phosphate-acyltransferase. Gene Ontology annotation, cellular component: endoplasmic reticulum membrane. The transcript is spliced from 7 exons. The record is from RefSeq and is a predicted model, not a curated record. Gene Ontology annotation, molecular function: glycerone-phosphate O-acyltransferase activity; glycerol-3-phosphate O-acyltransferase activity. Bases 1 to 2160 code for a protein of 719 amino acids. Gene Ontology annotation, biological process: phospholipid biosynthetic process. Lineage: Eukaryota; Fungi; Basidiomycota; Microbotryomycetes; Sporidiobolales; Sporidiobolaceae.
AUGGUGUUCGGACCGACCCACACCUUCCUGCGCGGGCUAGCGAGCUAUGCGUUCGCUUCUUUCUGGUACAAAGUGGAAGUCCACACGCGGGUGGGCGGGUUGGAGGUUGAGGAACUCGUGCCGGAGGAAGGGACACCUAUGAUCGUCGUCGCGAAUCACUGGAACUCCGCCGCAGACGUCGCGGUGCUGUCGUGCUACUUCCCACACUACCGCAAGUUGCACUACUGGGCCAAGUCGACCCUGUUCGCACCCGGACUACCGCGCAAGAUCCUCCUUGACGCCGGAAACCUCCCCGUCGACCGCAAGACAAAGGACAAUCAAAAGCUCUUCGCCUCCUCGUUCGACGCGCUCAAGGCGGGAGAGGCGAUCGCAGUCUUUCCGGAAGGCGGCAGCUACACGGUCCACGAGCUUCCUGCGCUCAAGGAUGGCGCCUCGUGGUGCGCCCUCGAGUACGCCAAGAACCUCCGCGACCCUCGCACCCGCCGUGUGCUUUCCGACGGGAGUACCGCCAAAACCGACCCGAAGGAUGUCGUCAUCUCCAUCGCUGGCAUCGCGUACAGCGACAAGACCAAGUACAGGUCGUGCGCAGUCAUGGAAUUCGGCCCCAACAUUCCCGUCGAACCCUAUGUCGAAGAAUUCCUCGUCAGCCCGAAGACGGCGGUCAAGAAGCUGACAGCCAAGAUUCACGAAGAGCUCGUCAAGGUCAUUGUCAAUGCGCCCGACUGGGAGUCUCGACACGCGGCGACGAUGGCUCGCAAGAUCCUCUGGCCGGAUGACAAGAAGCUCCCGCUGCGGCACAUGCGAGAGAUUGACCAGACGCUCAUCGACCUCUUUGCGGCGCCGAAUCCCUCCGCCUCGCUCCGGCGGCUACGGCGCCUCCUCAACGUCUACCGGGAUGCGCUCUACUCCACCGGCGUUACCCACCUUUCCCUCUCUUCACUCCCGCUCCCCGCAACCCUUGACCCAUCCGUCCCUCAUCCGCUUCCGACUCGCAUGCGCGUCCUCGGAACGGUCAUUCUGUCGACUCUCGCCUGCCUCAUCCGCCUUCCGUUCUUCCUCUUUCCCCUCAUCGUCCACCUUCCCGUCUACCUCUUCGCCCGCUACGCCGCCUCGAACGCUCUCGAGGAAGACCAGGCGCAGAACAAGGUCGCCCUCGGACUCGUUCUCGCCCUCGUCACAUAUGCGACGUUCUUUGCCGUCGCGUGCGCCUUGCUCUGGACGUCGAUACCUUGGGGAGGAGCGCUGCUCGUUGCGAUUGUCGGCACCAUCGCUUUCGUCGCCUACCACAACCGACUCAUCGAUGACAACUACCGCAAGUUUCAGCGCCUCCUCGCACUGUGGACCGUCCUCUUCGCCCUCUGGACGCCCGUCGCGCAGUCAGAAGCGUCGCACUUCCUUCACUCGGUCCAUCCUUCCCUUUCACCUGCGCCACCUCGACCUGGUGCGGAUGGACAGUACGUAUCACUCGAGACGGAGGAUGAGAUGGACGCUUUGAUCGGAGCGACGACGACGGAUCACGAGGAUGCGGAGACCGGCGACGAGCGCAGCGGGCGCGAGGGCGAUUCGAAGGGGAGGAGGAAGCCGCUUCCGAGUCCGGCGCUCUUCUCUGAGGAAGACCACCUCCUCGGCAACUUCCCUCAUCCUCAUCUGUCGUCCGGCUCGCACCACCACCCUUCGCAUCAGCCCGACCGACCCGCCACACCCGUCAACGGCACACGAACUCCUCGCACGCGCACAUCGACAGCAGCCGGCUCAACCCGCACGAGCGAGGAAACGACGAUCGAGAUGCCGCCUCUCGCUUCCGGUAUCGCCGCGCACGAAGAAGGCGCGCCGGUCACUCGCGCGCAGAGUCGCCCGCCGCGCAGGUCUCGUGCCAGGGAGAUCAGGGCGUUGCUGAGGUUGCGAGCCGAGACGGUCGCCAGGCUGCGAGAGGCGCUGUUUGACUCGCCGGCAGACGGGGACGACGAGUUCGAGGACGGAUUCGUCGAGGCGUCGAGGCUGUACGCCGGGGCGAACGGGAACGGCGCAGCCGGGUCGAGUGCGCCGAUCGGCUUCGAGGGUCGCGAGAAUGCUUCUCGCCUACUCGCUCGGCAGGUUGGCGAACGCAUGAAGGAGCUCGGGUGGAGGGGAGCGGGACUCGGUAGCGGGAAGCUGGCGUGA